Messenger RNA from Caenorhabditis briggsae, 2259 nucleotides. The record is from RefSeq and is a predicted model, not a curated record. Gene Ontology annotation, biological process: GPI anchor biosynthetic process. Bases 1 to 2259 code for a protein of 752 amino acids. The transcript has 7 exons. NCBI's taxonomy places the organism in Eukaryota, Metazoa, Nematoda, Chromadorea, Rhabditida, Rhabditidae. Gene Ontology annotation, cellular component: endoplasmic reticulum membrane.
AUGGUCAUCGAUGCCUUCCGUCUCUCCUUUCUAACCUCCCCCGAUUCUCCAAUGUCCUUCACAAAAUCCUCUCUAAGCUCCGCCCCCAAUCCAGCAAUCCUUUUUGAUGCCUAUGCCCGAAUGCCUACAGUAACCCUGCCACGUAUCACCGCCUAUAUCACAGGCACUCUCCCCUCGUUUGGGACGAUUCUAACGAAUCUGGCGACUGAUGAGAUAAAAAUCGAUAAUUGGAUUUCUCGAUUGAGCAAUGCCGGCAAGCGGAUUCACUUUUUUGGCGACGACACGUGGAUUCGACUGUUGCCCGGGAAAUUUGAAAAAUCAGAAGGCGUUACCUCGUUUUUCGUGAACGACUACACGGAGGUAGAUCAAAAUGUGACAAGGAAUCUGGAUUCGGAGCUUCUAGAAGCUUCUGAGAGUCCCUGGGAUGUUCUAAUUCUCCACUAUCUCGGCCUCGACCAUAUCGGCCAUUCGCUAGGUGGAAAUUCGCCGAAGAUUCCGGAAAAAUUGAAAGAAAUGGAUAAAAUUGUAAAAAGGAUUUUCGAAUUUUUGAGUUCCGAAAGUUCCCAAGAAUCCUAUUUGAUCGUUUGUGGAGAUCAUGGCAUGACAUCUGCCGGCUCUCAUGGCGGAGCGAGUCCCGAUGAGACACGCGUCCCAGUGAUCAUUUGGAAAAUUGGAGACCAAAAAAUCGAUAAUCGAUUCACAGAACCACCCAGAAUCGAGCAAAUCGACUUGUCGGCCACAAUCUUUGACCUAUUCAAUUUGAAUUUCCCGCCUGAGUCCUACGGUAUCUCGCUGGCCCACUAUUUUCGUGGCGAAACCCAGGAAGGGCUGAGAAAGCAACAUGAGCAUUUCAAAGCGCUGGUGAAAGAAAAACAGCUUGGAACAUCUGACAUUUGCGAAUCUAGCUGCGAUUAUUCGGAUAUUUUUGUGAAAAAUUCGCUGAAAAAAUGGUUCCGAAGCGUUCAGGACGAGCUGAUCGGCACGGCUUCGGAAAUUCCGACGGCGUCGAUUUGGAUUUGUGUUUUUAUCUUGGCGGUGGCCACAAUCUUGUCUACUGCUUCCCAAGGCAACUACCCAAAUCUACUGAUUCUACUGAUAAACCUUAUCAAUUUCGCGAGUAGCUUAAUCGAGGAGGAGCACGAAGUUUGGUACUUCUUGGGGAGCACCGCUGUGGCAAUUAGAUUGAUUCUAUGCAUCGAAAAAAGAGAAUUCGCAAAGGCACGACUAGCUCUUGUACUCGGAAUUCUUCAUAGAAUCUCGUUUGGAUACAUGCAAAGCACCCGACGGAGAUGGGAAAUGGACCCUAAUCUCCUUCCGCAACCCUUUUUUUCUGACUUUUUCGAUAAAGAAGAAGUUAUGGAUUUAAAUGAGUUUUUCAAAGACAAAGCAGCCUUUGCUAUUGCAAUACCCCUUCUACUUUGCGCUGAUAAUAAGCAAAAAGUUUUGAUUGUGACUCCUAUACUAGCUCAAUCUUUUGAAUACCUUGGAACCCCUUCAUUCUUCCACAAUUUCAUUCGAUUCUCUGUGUUUCCCAUAUAUUAUCUCACCGAUUCCCCACUACACGCAGUAGCUCCAUGGAUCCUCCUCCUGGCUCCAGAAUCUCAAUUGCCCUUGUGUCUUCUCGCUUUCCUAAUUGGUCUAUGCACAAGAAUAUUGAAACUUGGGGAUGUGGAAAGCUUGAUCUUCUGCAUGUCGAGCUUCUUUUAUUUCGGAAACUCCAAUAGUCUAUCCACUCUAUCCCUAACUUCUGCCUACAUCGGACUUCAAGAUUACUAUCCGAUUUUGGUUGGAAUUCAGCUGAUUCUCUACACUUUUGCCGGCCCGAUAUUUUUCUUUUUGGGAAGGUUUGGUAGCAAGCGGGCGGGUAGCAGCUACCCGUUCGCUACCCGCCCGUCAUGGAAAGCCUAUGGGAAUCUCGUCGCGCCGUCUGAAGUUUUAUUCCCGCGACGCGACCGCGCUGCAUCUGAAGUAACUAAUUUUUGGAGACAAAUUCAAUUUUUUCCAAGUUUAAGCAAAUUUUCAGAUCUUUUUCUCCAAAAAAAACUUGAAAUUUACAGAGAUCCUCCACCAUUUCUCUCCCCAUCAACAUCUUGGCUCCGCCUCUUCUUCUCCUACCGAAUCUUCUCCCUAGCCAUCUCUUUAAUCUGUCUUUAUCAUUUCCAAAAUCAUUUGUUUGUAUGGUCUGUGUAUUCUCCCAAAGUCGUGUACGAUAUGGCUCAUGUCAUAUUUUCGGGUUUCGUUAGCUUUUAUUAUCCAUAA